Molecule: messenger RNA, 2290 nt
Organism: Oryzias melastigma (Indian medaka)
Lineage: Eukaryota; Metazoa; Chordata; Actinopteri; Beloniformes; Adrianichthyidae
Gene: apbb3
Product: amyloid beta (A4) precursor protein-binding, family B, member 3
Exons: 13
Coding region: 258-1685 (475 amino acids)
Biological process (GO): regulation of DNA-templated transcription
Cellular component (GO): nucleus; cytoplasm
Molecular function (GO): transcription factor binding; amyloid-beta binding
Source: RefSeq, a predicted model, not a curated record
AGGAGAAUCAUGACAUCACCAGGAGGAGGAGCAAAAGAGGACGAAAACAGCAUCCUUCACCAGAGAGAGGAGAGCUGCAGAGAAGGAAGAGGUGAAGGAGGAGACCGAUGUCUGAGAGAAGGACGGAGCGACGAGAGACACUGAGGCUGACAGAGAGAGAGAGAGAGGCAGGACGAGGCUUCAGCAUCUGUCCCUGAGGCCUGUGCGUGUGUGCGCGUGCACGUGUGUGCAGGAAAAGCACGGUGAAGGGUGGAGCCAUGAUGGGGAAAGAUUACAUGCUGGCCAUCAUCAUCGUGAACUACGAUGACAACAUCUGGACAGACCAGAACCUCCUGAUGGAUCCAGACCUUCCAUCUGGAUGGAGAACCAUCAAAGGGUCCACUGGCACUUAUUACUGGCAUGUUCCCACUGGCGCCACCCAAUGGCAGCACCCUUGUCUUACUGGAAUCCCUCAGGCACUGGAACCACCGCAGGAGGAGGCAGCCGAGCCAAGCUCCAAGGAGACAGAUGGACACACCGAGGAAAGUUUUUUUGUUUUCAGAUCUUUGUGGCAUGAAGACCAUCUCACUCCCCACGACCCUGACUCAAAGUACUUUGCUGUGCGCUCACUGGGCUGGCUGCAAGUGGAGGAGGAGGACCUGUCUCCUGGCCGCAGCAGCCUUGCUGUCAGUAAUGUCAUCCAGCAGCUGUCUCACUGCAGAGAGGGUCCAGAGCAGAGGGACAGGUUGGGGGCCUGGGGGGAGAACCGGGAGAUGAUGCUGGUUCUGAAGAAGGACACUUUGACCCUGUUAGACCCACUAGACCACACCCCACUGCACUGCCAACCAAUCAUCAACAUCCGUGUGUGGGGGGUGGGCUGCAACAACGGGAGGGACAGAGAUUUUGCAUUUGUGGCGGGCGAUAAGGACAGCUGCGUGCUGAAGUGUCAUGUGUUUCGUUGCGACGCUCCUGCCAAAGCUGUUGCCAUGGCGCUUCAUGAGAUGUGCUCGAAGUUGAUGGCAGAGAAGGCCGUGAUGAGCCCGUCACGCUCUCUGACCAUGGAGAGUAUUUCACCAGAGGACCUGCCCAGACAAGUGGAGGUUCUGGAGGCGGUCCGGCAUCAGGUUCAGAAGUUUGAGGUCCAAUACAUUGGGAACUUGCCAGUGUCCAGAGCCAUGGGUAUGGAGGUGCUGAACCGAGCCAUUGAGAGCAUCAUGACCUCCACAGACCACGAUGACUGGGAGCCUGCAGUGAUCCACGUCACAGACAGCGUGCUGUCCCUGUGGAGGAGGGGGGAGGACGAGCCUCUCUGGGAGUGUCAGGUGCGGUUCCUCACCUUUCUUGGCGUGGGUCAUGACAGCCACACCUUCGCAGUGAUCGCUGAUGGCGGCACGCAGCAGUUCGAGUGUCACGUGUUCUGGUGUGAGCCGGAUGCAGGAAUCAUCUCUGAGGCUGUGCAGGCUGCUUGCAUGGUCCAGUACCAGAAGUGCUUGGUGGCACAGACUCCUCCCCCCAGGACCAGGUCGUGGCACGUGACCCCGUCCAAAGUCAAGCGGGCCAACUCCAUGGAUGGCGCCGCCUUUCCCCCGCUCACGUCCCGCAGCAGCAGCAGUAGCCUCAUGACGACGAAGGGGAGCAUCAAUGUGAGGAAGGGGAUGAUGGCGUUCUUUGAAACUUUUCGCAGCAAACAGGCCGCCACCUCAUAGCUAAAGGGGCGGAGCCACCAGAGUCUGCAGGUGGUAUGUGAGCCGCAGAGGCCAUGGCAUCAUCACCAGACCGCCGUGUGGUUGGUUCCCAGCUUUGUUGGUUCGGCUUCACCUGGAACAUGAGGGACAGCGCCUCCUGCUUGGAUCGGACCAAACCAGACCUCCAGAAGCUCCUGAAGCAUCUUCCACAGCAGUGAACAGAGGCCAGAGCGCGCUCAAAAUGAUACAUGUGAAAGAAAAACCUCAUGGACUUCCUGUUUCAAAAUAAGAGCUUGCUUUCUGCCUUGAGUCCUAUUUUCCUGAAACCUCACCUAAGAAGAACCGUGGAGAUCACUGUCAGAGCGAUGUCAUGUGACCUACCGUGGCGAGCUCACCUCCCUGUGAGACAGAAACGUGUUCCUGAUUGUUGACAUCAGCAGCUUGGUUCUUGCCCUGUCCACGUCGAUGAUGCCUCAAACUGCCCCCUGAUUGGCUGAGGCUCAUGCAGGAAGCUGAUGCAUGAGAAAAAAUAGUAGGCUUGGUUUGUCAACAAUAAUAUUCUGAUCAGCAGUAAACAAAUGAUGUCAUGUAUAAAUAAACCCAAAUAAACAAAUGCCCUUACAGCU